AAGUUGCAGUAGUGCUGCUGGAUGGAUACACAUUUAAGGAUCCAGGAGAGAAGGUGUAUGGCAAGCUACUAGAGCAUCAGGUCCCAUUUAGCAUCAUACCUGGAUCACUGGCUGGACACAAGGAAGGUGGUCUCACUCUACUGAAAAAAAGGUCUCAUGAAAUGGCCACAGAGGACCAGUCCUCACCAACCCAGGAAUCAAUCGGCGAGCUUCCCAGAUCUCCAAGUAGCCCAUCUCGCUUAACUCAUUUUAAACCACUAACUCCUGAUCAAGAAGAUCCACCCUUCAAAUCUGCAUACAGCUCCUUUGUGAAUCUGUUUCGUUUCACUAAAGAUGAAGUCAGACCAGCAACAUCUUCAGAUAGAACCGAGUCAGGGCCUGGUGAUCCUGCACUGGGAAGCAUGUGGUCUAGUCCACAUCACUCUUCGGCGUCACGGUCUGACAGAUCACCAAUCCAGUAUAAAAAGCAGCCAGUAGGCGAAAGAAGGACCUCCAAUGCUUCAGACACUCGAAGAAAACCAGAACCACCUCUGGGUCAUGACCCACGCACUGCUGUACAGCUGCGCAGUCUUACCACAGUGCUAAAACGAUUGAAAGAGAUUAUGGAAGGGAAAAGCCAGGACAGUGACUUGAAGCAGUACUGGAUGCCUGACAGCCAGUGCAAAGAAUGCUAUGACUGCAGUGAAAAGUUCACCACCUUCCGAAGGAGACACCACUGUCGGCUUUGUGGUCAGAUUUUCUGCAGCCGUUGCUGCAACCAGGAGAUUCCUGGAAAAUUUAUGGGAUAUACAGGUGACCUACGGGCUUGCACUUACUGCCGUAAGAUAGCAAUAAAUUAUGCCCAUUCUUCGGACAGCAACCCCAUCGGUGAAGAACUGAACACAUUGUCGGAUUCCACCUGCUCACUCUCUGUGCUGGAGCCUGGAGAACCCCGUACUCCAGUUGGAGGAAGGAAGUCCAGUCGUAACAUCUUCUUGGAAGAUGACCUUGCCUGGCAAAGUCUGGUUCACCAGGAUGGUACGAAACCCUCUUUGGCAGCACGUUUGGCAUCUGUACAAGAAGAUGCUGGGAAAUCUCCUGCUAGAAAUAGGUCUGCAAGUAUUACAAAUCUUUCACUAGACCGCUCUGGCUCCCCAAUGGUACCAUCCUAUGAGUCUGUCAGUCCCCAGGCUUCUCGGGCAUAUCAGAAAAAUGAUGCCAAUGAGGAGGAGAGGAAAAUACUUCUAGACUCUGUGCAGCUUAGAGAGCUAUGGAAGAAGAUUUGCCAUCACAACAGUGGCAUGGAGUUCCAGGACCACCGCUACUGGUUGCGAACACAUCCUAACUGCAUUGUUGGAAAGGACCUGGUUAACUGGCUAAUGAGAAAUGGGCACAUAAACACUAGAGCACAAGCAAUAGCCAUAGGACAAGCCCUUAUGGAUGGCAAGUGGUUGGAUUGUGUCUCCCAUCAUGAUCAACUUUUUCGAGAUGAAUAUGCCUUGUACAGACCUCUUCAGAGCACUGAAUUCUCUGAAACGCCUUCGCCUGACAGUGAUUCGGUGAAUUCCGUUGAAGGGCAUUCAGAACCUUCAUGGUUCAAGGACAUAAAGUUUGAUGACAGUGACAAUGAACAAAUUCCUGAUGAAGGGGAAGAUAAUUUGACCAAUUCAGCCAGUCCUAGCAAGCGUACAUCGGUCAGCAGCUUCCAGUCCGCUAUGGACAGCGACUCUGCCGCUUCCAUCAGCCUCAAUGUGGAGAUGGACAACGUCAACUUUCACAUCAAGAAGCACUCUAAGUAUCCCCAUGUGCCCCCUCACCCUGCAGACCAGAAAGAAUUUCUUUUAUCGGAAGAUGGUGGACAACAGAUGGUCUCAAUAAGUGACGCAUUCAUCAAAGAAUCUUUAUUCAAUCGUCGCGUGGAAGAAAAGUCCAAGGAUUUGCUGUUUACUCCUUUGGGGUGGCACCAUAACAGCCUGGAUCAGCUGAGAGAAGAGAAUGGAGAGAAGCAGGCAAUGGAGAGAUUGCUUUCAGCCAACCACAGUCACAUGAUGUCUUUGCUGCAGCAACUGCUAUACAAUGAGUCCCUUUCUCUGUCAUGGAGAGAUGUCAUUGUGCCAGUGGUGUGUCAGGUGGUACAAACUGUCCGACCAGAUGUAAAAAAUGAUGAUGACAUGGACAUUCGCCAGUUUGUACAUAUCAAGAAGAUUCCAGGUGGGAAGAAAUUUGACUCUACAGUGGUUAAUGGCUUUGUCUGUACCAAGAAUAUAGCACACAAGAAGAUGAAUUCCAGUAUUAAAACCCCUAAAAUUCUGCUGCUAAAAUGUUCCAUUGAAUACCUGUAUCGGGAGGAGACGAAAUUUACAUGUAUAGAUCCCAUAGUCCUCCAGGAAAGAGAGUUUCUAAAGAACUACGUUCAAAGGAUUGUUGAUGUACGACCCACUUUGGUUCUAGUGGAGAAAACUGUGUCCAGAAUAGCUCAGGAUAUGCUACUGGAAAAUGGCAUAACUUUGGUUAUUAAUGUUAAACCGCAAGUUUUAGACCGAGUGAGUCGGAUGACACAAACGGAUUUGGUUAUGUCAUUGGACCAACUGCUGACCAAACCUCGCCUUGGCACCUGUCACAGGUUUUACAUGCAAGUCUUCCCCUUGCCCAAUAAUGAAGCCAAAACCCUUAUGUUCUUUGAAGGAUGUCCAUCACAUUUGGGCUGCACGAUUAAGUUACGUGGAGCCUCCGAAUAUGAGUUGGCCCGUGUGAAAGAGAUAAUCAUCUUUAUGAUCUAUUCUGCCUAUCAUUCACAGUUGGAAAUUUCCUUCCUUAUGGAUGAAUUUGCUAUGCCACCAACACUGCCCAAAAGCAGUUCUUUCCGGUCACUCAUUGAAGGUCAUGAAGGUGACAGCAGUCAGAUAGACUUAUUUAAUGGGGAACAAUGCAGUGCAAUCAAUUGGGAAGCAGACCUGUCAUCAGAUAGACUGCAGAUUAUUUCAGAGUCACAGUCCGCUGAUGAUAUAGACUUGGUAGAGCAAAAAUCGGGUUUUGAUGAAUCCGGAAGUAAGAGUCUUGAACAUUGUUCCUUAACCCAACAGGAUUCUCUUGUUAUUUUAUCAUCAUCAUCCCUGCUGUCUUCUGUGUCAAUUGAACCUGAACUGUUGACUCAAAUGUGCCACAUACCUGGGCUUACACAAGACCAGGGUACCGGCCAACAACUGGAUGAUCCUCAGGAGACCAAGAAUGAGCUAAAGCUUUUUCGAGAUCCCUUGCAGGAUGACACUGGGUUAUAUAUAACAGAGGAAGUCACUUCUUCAGAAGAUCGGUUAAAGGUGCACUCUGUGUCUUUUAAGCAGGAACUGAAAGAUGUUAUUCUGUGCAUUUCUCCUAUUAUUUCUUUCAGGGAGCCCUUUUUGUUAACUGAAAAGGGAAUGAGAUGCCCUACAAGGGACUAUUUCCCAGAAGUGGUAUAUAUGUCUCCCCUCUUAAACAAAGAAGUGAAAGAUCUGGAAAGCAGAAGAAAAAAACAAUUGCUCCGUGAAUACUCAAGCAUUAAAGGAAUGAAUGGAAAUGUUAAUGGAAGGGCUCUUGAGGUUUUACCCACGCAUGAACUGCUUAGCACCAAAAUUGCUGAAAGCUUAGGUGAUAGCCAAAGUUUGUCCAGGAUUUUAGCUGAUUAUCGUGCUAGAGGAGGCAGAAUACGCCAGAAGAAUAUGGAUCCAUUUGUGCAGCCAAAGGAUGCAACCAGUGGUCCUAGUAACAAAAAUGAAUUAAAAACAGAGUCUGAUGAAGACAAAGGUGUAAACCAGCUUGAAAUUUCGUUGAAUUCUAAGAUUGACUGCCUGAGUAUUGGAAACCAUCAAAGACUUUGUGUCCUCUUCAGCAGUUCCUCAUCACAGUCUAACAAUGCUCCUAGUUCCUGUGUCAGCCCAUGGAUUGUUACAAUGGAAUUUUAUGGUAAAAAUGACUUGACACUGGGAGUAUUUCUGGAGAGAUACUGCUUUAGGCCUUCUUACCAGUGUCCCAGUGUAUUUUGUGACACUCCAAUGGUGCAUCAUGUGAGACGCUUUGUUCAUGGUAAUGGCUGCGUUCAGAUCAUUCUAAAGGAGCUUGACUCCCCAGUUCCUGGAUACCAGCACACUAUUCUCACAUACUCCUGGUGUCGGAGCUGCCAGCAGGUGACACCGGUGGUGCCUUUGUCCAAUGACUCCUGGUCCAUGUCUUUUGCUAAAUAUUUGGAACUUCGUUUCUAUGGGAACCAGUACACUCGAAGAGCUAAUGCUGAACCCUGUGGGCACUCCAUACAUCAUAACUAUCACCAGUAUUUCUCAUAUAACCAGAUGGUUGCUUCAUUCAGUUAUUCUCCCAUUCGACUCCUUGAGGUAUGUGUACCAAUGCCUAAAAUCUACAUAAGGCAGCACACACCAGCAAGAAUGUCAAUAUUGCAAGAUAUAAAGGAUUUUUCCCAAAAGGUAACACAGGUUUAUACACAAGUGGAUGACCGCCUUACUUCUCUGAAAACAGAUACAUUUAGCAAGACACGGGAGGAGAAGAUGGAAGAUCUUUUUGCACAGAAAGAGAUGGAGGAGGUAGAGUUCCGGAACUGGAUUGAGAAGCUACAGGCACGAUUGCUCUCUACCAACCUGGAUACACCUCAGCAGCUCCAGUCUGUCUUCGAGUCUAUGAUAGCUAAGAAGCAGUCACUGUGCGAAAUGCUGCAAGCCUGGAACAACAGGUUGCAAGAACUGUUUCAGCAAGAAAAAGGCCGUAAAAGGCCCUCUGUGCCUGCUAGUCCAGGAAGAAUGCGUCAAGGGGAUGAGAACAAGGGAUGUGCAGUUGAUGCUUCUUCACGCAAUUCAUCUCCAGCACAGAAUGGGGAAAAAGAGGAUCGAUUUAUGACAACCUUAUCUCAAAGUUCCACUGGCUCAACACACCUCCAAUUGCCCAGCCCACCUGAAAUUGUGUCAGAUCAGUUGUUUUCUGGUACAUCAACAACUUUAAGCACCACGGAGAUGGAUACGGCCAGCAGCUCUGAAGAUGUGUUUGACGGACAUUUGCUGGGCUCUACAGACAGUCAAGUAAAAGAAAAAUCCACUAUGAAAGCGAUACUUGCAAAUUUGCUCCCUGGAAACAGCUAUAACCCGAUUCCACUGCCCUUUGACCCCGAUAAACACUACCUAAUGUAUGAACAUGAGAGAGUGCCCAUUGCUGUGUGUGAGAAGGAGCCAAGUUCCAUUAUAGCCUUUGCUCUAAGCUGCAAGGAAUACAGAAAUGCGUUGGAUGAGUUGUCUAAAGCAUCUAUGAAGAAUUGUUCUGAAGAGGUUGCCGUGUCUAACAACAUGAUGGAUAACAGACCGAAAACGAGCAGUCCAUCUCGAGUACCUGAAAACAUCUCGGUUCAGCCUAACCGCGCUGCAGAACCAGAGCCUCCGAGCAAAAAGCCUUCAGGGGUUUUAUCCUUCUUUCGAGGCACAGGAGGGAAGAGCCCAGACUUGUCAGCGCAGAGAAAAGAAACCUUACGGGGAGCAGACAGUGCCUAUUACCAAGUGGGACAAAUGGGCAGAGAGGGUGCAGAGAGCCAGGGAGCUGAACCUCAAGAUGAUACAGAAGGAAGUGACAAACAGAAGAAACAGUCAGGGAAUCCACACGUAGAACUUCAGUUUUCAGAUGUGAAUGCAAAGUUCUACUGUCGCAUAUAUUAUGCAGGAGAUUUCCAUGGAAUGCGCAAAGUGAUUUUGGGAAGCAGUGAGGAUGAUUUUAUACGUUCCCUCGCUCACUGUGUGCCAUGGCAAGCCCGGGGAGGGAAGUCUGGUGCAGCAUUCUAUGCAACAGAAGAUGACCGUUUCAUUUUAAAGCAAAUGCCUCGACUGGAAGUGCAGUCUUUCCUUGACUUUGCCCCACACUAUUUUACUUACAUUACGAACGCCGUUCAAAUGAAGAGACCAACUGCCUUGGCGAAGAUUCUUGGAGUGUAUCGAAUUGGUUAUAAGAAUUCUCAGAACAACACCGAAAAGAAGUUGGAUCUUCUGGUUAUGGAAAACGUGUUUUAUGGAAGAAAAAUGGCACAGGUUUUUGAUCUGAAGGGCUCACUAAGAAACCGUAAUGUGAAAACGGACACUGGAAAGGAGAGCUGUGAUGUGGUGUUACUAGAUGAAAAUUUACUGAAGAUGGUGCGAGAUAACCCUUUGUACAUUAGAUCACAUUGUAAAUCAGUCCUUCGAGCAUCUAUCCACAGUGACUCCCAUUUUCUGUCCAGCCACCUUAUUAUUGACUACUCUUUAUUAGUGGGUCGUGAUGACACUUCUGAUGAACUUGUUGUUGGGAUUAUUGAUUAUAUCCGAACGUUCACCUGGGACAAAAAGCUUGAAAUGGUGGUAAAAUCAACUGGAAUAUUGGGUGGCCAGGGGAAAAUGCCAACCGUGGUAUCUCCAGAACUUUAUCGAACAAGGUUCUGUGAAGCAAUGGACAAAUAUUUUUUGAUGGUCCCUGAUCAUUGGACAGGCCUCGGGGGCAACUGUUAAACAUCUGAGCAGAAUAACCUACAUUUGAAUACAUUCUCGCUACUGCACAGAGAAGUCUAAAUGACUAUGAAUCGAUAAUUCAUAAAUUUCAAAGGAUUUUAUAUGAAACAUGGAUGACAUUGCAAUUAUUGGAACUGGAUUAGCAUAGGCAGUUGAAGAGGACCAUAACUAAUUGUAAAUAAGGCUAUUCCAAUGUGACUUUGUUAACUGGAAGACUAUGUAAUUACGUUAUGACUGCUAUGCAGCCAGUACCCGGGACUCUCAGUAUGUAGGUAGCAAUGUAACUCUGAGUACUUUUUUUCAAACCGUAAAGUCAUGGGCGCAUUCAAGUAUGUUUUCUUGUUAUCUCUUGCAUUAAUACAUUUGCCAUAAUGUAUAAACUAUCCUCUCUGUAAGGCACAUGUAAGAACAUCACAUUUUUCUCUAAAAGCCACACAUACAAAUAAACCUUCAAUAAUACGACCUGUUUAUACUGGAACAAAUAUGCAUGUUCAGCAUUGAGUUGAAAUAGUCAUUCUGUAGCUGAAUACUUUUUUUUUUUUUUAAUUUAUUUUUUAAUAUCUCAAGAUUACACGGGAGAAGGAUAGUAUGCAAUAUAUCAUUUUGGGGGUGGCAUUGUUGUUUCAGCUUUGACAUAUAGAGUUACAGGGCAGUGCAGGGUUGUAGAUAUUUCAGCAUCUGCAAAUGUGAAUUGUGCAAAACUGUAGGUUCACAUUUUCUUCAAAGCAAGCAUUAAAGUCAUUACAAAGGGAGUUAGCCAUUUUAAUGAGUCCCUGUGUGCUGUUUCAGGUUAGACCUUAUCCCCUUAAGGACACAACUUCUGAAAUAAAUGGGAAUCGUGACAGAAUAUUUCCGUCAUGUGUCCUUAAGGGCUUAAAGCCUGCCUUACUGUUUUCCCUGCAUAUAAGAUUCUGAAUACUACUCCAAUUAAGCUAGUGAGAUAGUGAAUGGUAUAACCUGGCAACCAAGACUACUUAUUUUUUAUUACAACUGGUUUUAUAGCUCAAUAAGUGUACAUACAUUUUAUAUUGCAUAUACUCUAAUAUAAAAGAUACACCUAUCUGGUUACUGAAUAGCAUUUGUCCCCUGUAGAGAGCUGCUAUUCAGUUAUCAAAGCUAUGUUAAUCGCUUCUAAUAGAAUCUAGCACAUAAUGUGUUAUUUACCUGAAAGUUACAUAAAUGUUUUAAACGUUUGAGCCAACGCUGCAUAUCUUUAUUGCACCCAACACAUUUAAGGUGGAGUUCCCUAUAAUAUUGGUGUUUAUUUAAUUUCACAAUUAAUCUGUUUACAAGCCUUAAGUCGUGUGGAGUACAAAAACGUUGUUUACGCACA
This is a messenger RNA of Pelobates fuscus (common spadefoot toad), 7818 nucleotides long. RefSeq names its product phosphoinositide kinase, FYVE-type zinc finger containing (gene PIKFYVE). Lineage: Eukaryota; Metazoa; Chordata; Amphibia; Anura; Pelobatidae. Gene Ontology annotation, biological process: melanosome organization; phagosome-lysosome fusion; neutrophil chemotaxis. Bases 162 to 6485 code for a protein of 2107 amino acids. Gene Ontology annotation, cellular component: cytoplasmic vesicle; vesicle membrane. Gene Ontology annotation, molecular function: 1-phosphatidylinositol-3-phosphate 5-kinase activity; 1-phosphatidylinositol-5-kinase activity; metal ion binding. The record is from RefSeq and is a predicted model, not a curated record. The transcript has 42 exons.